Messenger RNA from Panicum virgatum (switchgrass), 1764 nucleotides. Its product is annotated as myb-related protein Hv33-like. Gene Ontology annotation, biological process: regulation of stomatal movement. Lineage: Eukaryota; Viridiplantae; Streptophyta; Magnoliopsida; Poales; Poaceae. The coding region runs from base 465 to 1373 and encodes 302 amino acids. The record is from RefSeq and is a predicted model, not a curated record. The transcript has 2 exons.
CGCCAGCCAGCAACCUCUCUCUCUCUCUCUCUCUCUCUCUCUCUGCACUCUGCUGCUGUUACACAACUCGCUUCCUCCAAUCCUCCCUGACUCUGCCUCUCUCCCUCCCGAGGACACCGCGCCAUUUUUAAUCCCACCUUCUCCCACAGACCGGAGGUAUCUUAAGCUCCAAUCCACUGCUGCUGUGCAAGCUAGCAGCUCUCUCUCUGUCUCUCUCUCUACUCGGCCGGCUUGCUUCGAACCCACUUGAUCGCUGCGUCGCCUCCCUCCCCUUCCAACUCCCUCCUCCCGUACGUGCGCAGUUCUCGGCACGCUUCCCCAUAUAUACCCCUCCGGCCGCUCUCGGCGGAUAGAGAUGCACAGGCAGUGACGCGCACGCAUACCGACGGACGAGGUAGCUGCUCACCACCUAUCCUUGUUUCCCUCGGCCGCCCGUGUCGGGCGGAGGCGGACUCGCGCGGGGAAUGGGACGCCACGCCCACGCGGGCUCCGCCGCCGCCGCCGCCGGCGUGCAGCAGAAGCUGCGCAAGGGCCUCUGGUCGCCCGAGGAGGACGACAAGCUCUACAACCACAUCAUCCGCUACGGCGUCGGAUGCUGGAGCUCCGUGCCCAAGCUCGCGGGCCUCCAGAGGUGCGGCAAGAGCUGCCGGCUGCGCUGGAUCAACUACCUGCGCCCGGACCUGAAGCGGGGCAGCUUCUCGCAGCAGGAGGAGGACGCCAUCGUCGGCCUGCACGAGAUCCUGGGCAACAGGUGGUCGCAGAUCGCGUCGCACUUGCCGGGCCGGACGGACAACGAGAUCAAGAACUUCUGGAACAGCUGCCUCAAGAAGAAGCUGCGCCAGCGCGGCAUCGACCCCACCACCCACAAGCCCAUCUCCGCCGACGCCGCGGCGGCGGCGGCGGCAUUGGACCAGCCGGCGUCGCAGGAACACAAGCCGCCGGCCGCCGACGCCGGCGGCUUCGCGCCGAAGCAGCAGCACCAGCAGGUGUUCGACCCGUUCCCGCUUACCGACAGCUUCGGCGGCGGCUUCGACGCGGCCGCUGGCGCCGCGCUGUACGGCCACCUGGGCGGCGGCGGCAAGCAGGACGCGGCCGCGUUCGUGGACUACAGCAGCGUGCUGGACGUGUCGGAGAACCUGGGCUACGGCGAGAGCUCCAGCAACAGCAGCAACUGGAACUGCGCGCCGGAGGCGAGCAAUGCGCUCGACGGCGGCGAGGCGGCGCCCCUGCACUGGGCCUCCGGCGAGGAGCAGUCGCUCGAGCACAAGUUCCUGCUGCCCUGCCACGGGCAGCAGGAGCAGAGCCUGCCGCAUUUCGACUUCGACAUCAGCCGGGGCGCCGUGGUCGGCGACUUCAACCUCGAGUUCUUCUGAGGUUUAUUUCAACCUGUGAAUUCCAGCGAUAUAAAUUACUACCGUAUAUAAACUGUUCCUAAAGGCAUUUCACACAGACCAAACGGAAGCUUAUUAGAGACUGUGCUUUGUUAUUAAUCCCCCCCCUCCCUUCCUAGCCGUCCUUGUUACUCCUUCUCCUUAGUCCUUAACAAUGUUUUUUUAACGUUUCUUUGUUCUCCUGUUUUCAGUAUGGGUAAAAUAAGGGCAUAUACAAAUAUAGUACAAAUGUAAACACAGUGUAGUUACUAUAUAUACAGUACUGAGGUUUUGUAAGAAUAAGUUUCUUACUUUCUGUACCCAGUCCAGUGACUCUUGUCUAGUUGUCUACCACUGAAGGACACUGUAUAUUGUUGGCGUUUGCUGCAUUCCC